Messenger RNA from Rhinichthys klamathensis goyatoka, 2176 nucleotides. It is a transcript of the gene gclc, whose product is annotated as glutamate-cysteine ligase, catalytic subunit. The transcript has 16 exons. The record is from RefSeq and is a predicted model, not a curated record. Gene Ontology annotation, cellular component: glutamate-cysteine ligase complex. The coding region runs from base 245 to 2140 and encodes 631 amino acids. Lineage: Eukaryota; Metazoa; Chordata; Actinopteri; Cypriniformes; Leuciscidae. Gene Ontology annotation, biological process: glutathione biosynthetic process. Gene Ontology annotation, molecular function: glutamate-cysteine ligase activity.
CAGCUCGAGGCCGCUUUAUCCGCGCAUAACGUGAGUUACAGUGAAACCUUCCCUCGAGAAAGCGCCUGGAAACAAAAGCGAUUCAUUUCCUACUGAAAAACGAAUCGUUGAAGGGCCUAGCGCGCGCGCUCGCCCGCAUUAUAGAUCAUCGCUUGUCACUAUCACGAAACGCCUGACGCGGCGGAGGAGAAGUUGCAAGUUGAAGUCCGUAAUAAUCAUAAGCCAGGGUUUGUAGGUUUGUGAUAUGGGCUUGCUGUCUCAAGGCUCACCGCUCAACUGGGAAGAGACCAAGAAACAUGCUGACCACGUUAGAAAGCACGGCAUCCUUCAGUUCCUCAACAUCUACAACAAGGUGAAAGAGCGACAGAAGGAUGUGCUGAAAUGGGGAGAUGAGGUGGAGUACAUGUUGGUGGAAAUGGAUGACAAGCAUGAGAAAGCCCGUCUGGUUCUGAACGGGAAGGAGGUUUUGGAAAUCCUUCAGGAAAAGGGGGAAAAGAUCAACCCUAACCACCCGACGCUGUGGAGGCCGGAGUACGGGAGUUACAUGAUCGAAGGCACGCCGGGACAGCCGUACGGCGGCUCGAUGUCGGAGUUCAACACCGUCGAGGACAACAUGGGGAAGCGGAGGAGAGAGGCGUCAUCUGUGCUCCAGCUGAACCAAACUCUGCUCACAGUCACCGCCUUCCCCAGGUUAGGCUGCCCAGGCUUCACACUGCCAGAACACACACCUACACCUGUGGAAAAAGGAGUGUCGAAAUCGCUUUUCUUCCCCGACGAGGCCAUCAACACACACCCGAGAUUCAGCACGCUGACCAGAAACAUACGCCACCGCAGGGGCGAGAAGGUGGCGAUUAACGUACCGAUUUUUAAGGAUAAGAACACGGCAUGUCCGUUUGCGGAGGCGUUCCCGGAGGACGACGGAGAGGCGGCGCGGGCAGCCCUGCCCGAUCACAUCUACAUGGACGCCAUGGGCUUCGGCAUGGGCAACUGCUGCCUGCAGGUGACCUUCCAGGCUUGCAGCAUCAGGGAGGCGCGCUACCUUUAUGACCAGCUGGCCGUUUUCUGUCCAAUAGUGAUGGCUCUCAGUGCCGCCUCUCCGCUCUAUCGCGGACUGGUUUCAGACAUCGACUGCCGCUGGGGUGUGAUCUCUGCGUCUGUGGACGACCGGACCCGAGAGGAGAGAGGCCUGGAGCCGCUGAAAAACAACAAAUUCAAGAUCAAUAAAUCGAGGUAUGAUUCGAUUGACAGCUACCUCUCCUGCUGCGGCGAGAAAUACAAUGACAUUGAGCUGACCAUCGAUGAGGAGAUCAACAAACAGCUCCUCGAUGCAGGCAUUGACAAACUGCUGGCCCAGCACAUCGCACACCUCUUCAUCCGAGACCCGCUGUCGCUCUUCCAGGAGAAGAUUCACCUGGACGACGAGAACGAAUCGGACCACUUCGAGAAUCUUCAGUCAACCAACUGGCAGACAAUGAGGUUCAAGCCCCCCCCCCCAAACUCCGACAUCGGGUGGAGAGUCGAGUUUCGCCCCAUGGAGGUCCAACUCACAGAUUUUGAGAACUCAGCUUAUGUCGUAUUUAUCGUUCUUCUCACCCGUGUGAUCUUGUCCUAUAAGCUGGAUUUCCUCAUUCCAUUAUCAAAGGUCGAUGAAAAUAUGAAAGUUGCUCAGAAGCGAAAUGCCGUGCAAGAAGGGAUGUUUUACUUUCGGAAGGACGUCUUUAAAGGCUGUAACCCGGUGUUGGACCCGCCGUCCGCGGCUCAGAACGGGGUGGAGAGCGAAGCGAGUGACGGGGAGGAGUUCACACUCAUGAGCAUCGACACCAUCAUCAACGGGAAGGAAGGGGUGUUUCACGGGCUGAUCCCGAUGUUGAACAGCUACCUGGAGAACAUGGAGGUGGACGUCGACACGCGAUGCACAAUCCUCAACUAUCUGAAACUCAUUAAGAAGCGCGCCUCUGGUGAGCUGAUGACUAUGGCGAAGUGGAUGAGGGAAUUUGUGGCCAAACAUCCUCAGUACAAGCAGGACAGUGUCAUUACAGACAAAAUCAACUACGACCUGCUUCACAAGUGCGACCGAAUCGCCAAGGGGGAGGAGAAGUGUCCCGAGCUGAUCGGAGAGCCGGUCAACAGGGGGAAAUAAAGCCCGCUCGAAACCAACGCAAAUCAUAUAUAUAUA